CUCGCGUAAACAUUUCAAUGAUGAAUACGUAGCGCCGAGGGACAACUCUACCUAGGUUUUGGGAAGAUGAAAUAGACACACAAAAAGUUACCUUUUGAUCCUGUUCACCAUUUCGAACUCUCUUAUCCCAGCCAAUAUCUGAAUCAACCUUGCGGUGUCGACGGACUCUUCUCCUUGCGAAACGCACGAGCACCACCCUAUACAUACGUCAAACCUCAGCCGACUCUGCCGCUUCCCAGCAUCUCCCUGCCUUCGAUUGAGGUCCGCGGCCGACAAGGGCGGAGGUGCAAGACUCGAACAACUCUGAAGAGUGGAGAGCUGCUCAAGAGGAAAGAAGAAAAAAAAAGCCAUGACCACACCACGAUGCUUCAUCGUUCGACACGGCGAGACUGAAUGGUCAUUAUCCGGUAAACAUACCGGAACGACUGACAUCCCAUUGACGAAAAACGGGGAGAAACGAGUCCGAGCUACUGGUAGAGCUUUGGUGGGAGAUGAUAGAUUGAUUGUUCCUAGACAAUUGGUACACAUCUACGUCUCACCACGUCAUCGCGCUCAAAGGACACUCGAAUUACUCGACCUGGGUUGUCACGAUCCUUAUCCAUGGCAAACAACAACAACAACAACCUCUGAGAAGUCUUCCGGUUCCGACCUUCACACGUCCUCUUCACAAAACAAGACCGACGCCCGUGUGACAAUCGACCCAAGAAUCGCCGAAUGGGAUUACGGAGAGUACGAAGGUGUAACGUCCCCUGAAAUCCGAAAGAUACGGGCGGAAAAGGGUCUGGGAAGUUGGGACAUUUGGAGAGAUGGUUGCCCGGGUGGUGAGAGUCCCGAGGAUAUCAUACGUCGAGUGGACGGUUUGAUCGCCGAGAUUCGUUCAAAGUACCACUCCCCGGUGAUCGGGAAACCAAAGGACCAGAAUCUGACGGGGGACGUCAUGGUCGUGGGACACGGUCACAUCCUACGCGCUUUCGCCAUCCGGUGGAUAGGUAGACCACUCACGGAAACCAGUCUGAUCAUGGAAGCAGGAGGGGUGGGGACUCUGAGUUACGAACAUCACAGCAUCGACGAACCGGCCAUCUUGUUGGGCGGUGGCUUUGUCGUGGGGGAAGAACCGAAAGACAAGUAAACAUCCGAAAUCAUCAUGAACAACAAUAAACUUUACUGUAGAGACCGACUUCAAUAGAAAAACGAGGACUUGUUCACAGCGCGCACACGCUCUAUGCCAGUCUGUGUGUGUUUACAUCUAACAUGCGACAAGACGAUAAACAAAACCAUUUUGAC
Messenger RNA from Exophiala oligosperma, 1284 nucleotides. RefSeq lists its product as uncharacterized. Gene Ontology annotation, molecular function: sedoheptulose-bisphosphatase activity. NCBI's taxonomy places the organism in Eukaryota, Fungi, Ascomycota, Eurotiomycetes, Chaetothyriales, Herpotrichiellaceae. Bases 350 to 1129 code for a protein of 259 amino acids. The transcript is spliced from 2 exons. The record is from RefSeq and is a predicted model, not a curated record. Gene Ontology annotation, biological process: ribose phosphate biosynthetic process.